AUGUCGCGACGCUACCCGACUGCAGAGCUCUACGAGGAGCGUGAGCGCGACUUCUAUCGCAAUGGCAACCGCAGUGAGCGUAACUACGACGAGCUUGAUGUCGAGCUCCGUCGAGGCAGUGACCCCCGCCGCAGUGCCCCCGACUUCUUCCAUGAUGACUACAGCCGCCCAACUGCGGGCCAAAUGGUUGUUCGCUCGCGAGAGGAUGAGUUCGCCAGAGGACCCCGCAGCGCACACACGUUCGACGACACCCGCUCCGUGCGCAGCGCCCGCCCUCCUCCCCCUCCAUCUAGUGUGCGAGAGGUGGAGCGAGACGACAUCACCAUACGUCGUAGCGACGGUCCUGUAGGCCGCCGUCCGCGCGAGGUCGACGCGGAUGAAACGGACAUCACCAUCAGGCGCCGCGAGCAGUCCAGGCCCAGACAGCCCGAGUUUCGAGAAGUCGAGCGAGACGACAUCGUCUUCCGCCGUGGUGACGGGCCCCCUGCUGGCCGCCCAGCGCCAGCCACUGAGCGCGAUGAUGUACGCUUCCGAGGCCGAGGCGGAGCCGACGGCAUCGACAUCCGGGCCUCCCAUAGCGAGGUCAGUCGCAACGGCCGCGAUGUCUCGGCUGAGAGGGGCUCUAUCCGUUUCCAAGAGCGAGAUGGUAACUUUGAGCUGCGCGCAAACCGCCGAGAAUUCAGUCGUGAAGGCAGGGACUCUAGCAGAGAAAGAAGCUCCUUGACGAUUAGGGGCCGAGACAGGAGCCUUCCAGCCCCAUCACGCUCACGAGGCGAUCUGGUUGCGCGCGAGCGAGAAGAAUUCGUCAUCCGCCGUCCUCGCGAUGCCUCACCACCCUCCAACUCUCGUGAGGUCAUCCGAGACGAGAUCAUUAUUAGGCGUAAAGAAGAGCGGGCGCCGUCACCAUCUCCUUCUCCGCCUCCCCCGCCGCCAGCUCCUGCACCCGAGCCAGAGAUUCGCCCGCCCAUCAUCCAGGAGAUUAUUACCCAUCACCGACAUAUCGACCAUGGAGUCAUCAGGGUCCGUACUCCAUCACCACCUCCGCCACCAGCGCCUCCAUCUCCGCCUCGUAAUGAGACGCUUGAGAUUGAGAUCAAUCGAAGAGAGAGCCGUAGCCGAGGACGCGGGAGGGGAGACUUUGAGGAGCUUGACAUUGAUAUCAACCUCAACCGUGACAGGGGCGGCGAGCUUGAGGUACGUCAGCGUGAGCGAUCAUUUAGUCCACCCAGGCGGAGUCAUACUGCGCCUGUGUAUGACUCUGAAUUUGAUCUUGAAGCCGAAUACUACAACCGCAAAGCACUUGAGCGUGGUUACCCUGGCGAGGCGUGGAAUGGAGCUACCAAAGAUUGGUCUAUUAUCGACGUUCCCCCAGGGACCAACCGCGUGCGCAUGGAUGGUAUUGGCGGUGGGGCUCAAGAGAUUACCUGGCAGCGUUAUAAUGGCGUUCGACGAUCGAAGUUUAUCAGCGGUGAGGAUGAACGUGCCACUGACUUAAGCAACCAGAUCAAGCAAAAGAAGAAAGAUAUGUGGACGGAGAUCACCAAAGAUCUGGUGAUCAGGGAAGCCAUCGACUCUAUGGGCUAUUCCUGCGAGGAGACGGAUGACUUCUUCUACGUGAUGGAGUAUCUACGAUAUGAGGACGUUCUGCACCUUGUUGAGAUUUCAGACGACAUCCGCCGCAAACGCAAGAGCCGCAUCCGUGAGAUUGAGAUUGAGCGCAAAUCUAUUCACGAUUCCCGCCCGCCAGGCUACGAUGAGCGCUUCUACGAGCACGAGGUCUCCUUUGACAGCCGUCGCAGCCGGUACCGCUAG
This is a messenger RNA of Cucurbitaria berberidis CBS 394.84, 1812 nucleotides long. RefSeq lists its product as uncharacterized. Bases 1 to 1812 code for a protein of 603 amino acids. Gene Ontology annotation, biological process: actin filament polymerization. Gene Ontology annotation, cellular component: cytoplasm; actin filament. Lineage: Eukaryota; Fungi; Ascomycota; Dothideomycetes; Pleosporales; Cucurbitariaceae. The transcript is spliced from 4 exons. The record is from RefSeq and is a predicted model, not a curated record. Gene Ontology annotation, molecular function: microtubule binding; actin binding.